AUGACCAUGUUGAUGUUGGAGAUUGCAUCCACCAUGCCGCUUGGUCUCUUUGGGCUGGACCAGCUGGAGUGGUCAGGCAAGGCCGGGGCGGUGUGGGAGUGCUGGAAGUGGGCGCCAUGCUGUGGGGACCCGGACCUUUUGGGUGUUAUUUGCUGCCUUGUCCACUGGACCUGCCUAAGCCCGUGCGCUAUGUGUAAACUGUACGCAUCCAGCCUGGAUGACCCAUGCUCCAUCUGGCCGCACUGCUUCUGCAUUCUCUGCUGCCCCUUCGGCUGCUGGUUUACGCGGUACAACCUGCGCAAAAAGAACGGGACCCGUGGCAACAUCAUCGGUGACUGCUGCUGCGCCUGCCUUUGCUGUGCCCCUUGCGCAUUUUGCCAAGAACUGCGAAGCGUCAGUCCCUCUGCCUGGCGCAUUUUUCCGGACUUUACAGUGUGUGGGGCCUAUGUCCCGGGCUGCCGUUUCUUGCGGUAG
Messenger RNA from Trypanosoma rangeli, 474 nucleotides. RefSeq lists its product as uncharacterized. The transcript has a single exon. NCBI's taxonomy places the organism in Eukaryota, Euglenozoa, Kinetoplastea, Trypanosomatida, Trypanosomatidae. The record is from RefSeq and is a predicted model, not a curated record. Bases 1 to 474 code for a protein of 157 amino acids.